Glycine soja is the source of this 1103-nucleotide messenger RNA. Its product is annotated as remorin 1.4-like. The record is from RefSeq and is a predicted model, not a curated record. NCBI's taxonomy places the organism in Eukaryota, Viridiplantae, Streptophyta, Magnoliopsida, Fabales, Fabaceae. The transcript has 4 exons. Bases 222 to 869 code for a protein of 215 amino acids.
UGAAUAUCCGCACAUCUUUGUUUGGGCCCAACUUGAAACUUCGCCGCUCCCUUACGUUAUUGUGCAAGGCGAGGCCACCCUGUCACAACUUUGUUAUUUACAAAUUUCAACGAGGAGCAACUUUUGUCUAUGUUCUAUUCUAUGCUACUAUAUAUUAAACUUUUAAACAGUCCCAAUAUUCAUUCAUUCUUUCCAUAACCGAACCUUUGCUAUUGUCUGCCAUGGGAGAAGAAGUGUCCUACAAAACCGAACCAGAGUCAGAGCUACACUCUGUUCCCCAAGAGCAUAAUUCCUCUGCUCAGGAAAAAGAAUUGGAGAAACCUGAACCUCCAAACGACAAGGUCACUCCUCCUUCUCCAGUUGCUGCUCAAGAGGUUGCAGAUCAUGCUAGUAAAAAGGAUACAGAGGAGUCAGUCGACAAAGGUCAUUCUCUGAUAAAUAAGUUAAAGUUAUUGAAAGUUCAAGAGAAACGUAACAUUUUCCAUAUUGUUUUACCAGAUGCUAUGCUUGCAAAAGUUUUAACGGAGAAAAGAUUGGCUUUAAUCAAAGCAUGGGAAGAAAGUGAAAAGACAAAAGCAGAGAACAGGGCAUACAAGAAGCACUCUGCUGUUGGAUUGUGGGAGGAUAGCAAGAAAGCAUCCGUAGAGGCACAACUCAAGAAAAUUGAGGAAAGCAUGGAAAAAAAGAAGGCCGAAUAUGUUGAAAAAAUGAAGAAUAAAAUUGCUGAAAUCCACCGGUUAGCAGAAGAGAAAAAAGCAAUUGUUGAGGCUCAGAAAAGGGAAGAAUUUAUCGACCUAGAGGAGACUGCUUCAAAGUUUCGUAGCCGUGGAGAUGUGCCAAGGAAAUUUUUUGCAUGCUUUGGUGGCUAAGCUUUUACAUGAAUAUCGGGGACCAAAUUCUCGCUGGAUUUGUUAUAUGUUGUUACAUAUACAUUUAAAUUUUGCUUGGUGUGUUGUUUUUUCCUAUAUGCUAUUUGAAUCAAAUCUCAACAGUUGAUUUGAAGUGCACAAAUUUCUGUAUAAAUAAGUGAAGAAAUUUUGUCUACAUACUUAUAAUUGUUCUAUAUUGACUAUUAAAAAAAUGACUAGCAACAUAUUUUUUAA